Molecule: messenger RNA, 2318 nt
Organism: Fundulus heteroclitus (mummichog)
Lineage: Eukaryota; Metazoa; Chordata; Actinopteri; Cyprinodontiformes; Fundulidae
Product: zinc finger protein 778
Exons: 3
Coding region: 1147-2004 (285 amino acids)
Biological process (GO): regulation of transcription by RNA polymerase II
Cellular component (GO): nucleus
Molecular function (GO): RNA polymerase II cis-regulatory region sequence-specific DNA binding; DNA-binding transcription activator activity, RNA polymerase II-specific
Source: RefSeq, a predicted model, not a curated record
UCUGAGAAUUUCAACUCUGACUCAUUACCUCAAGCUGCCAACCAGAGAACUGGGUAAGAGACAAAGCUAAAGCCUCCUAGACUCUGACAGCAUGUGCAGCUCGUCUUAACCGCUAUUUGUCUCCGUUUUAGAAGAAGCGACAGCCUGCGAGGGAGCAGUUGGCAUCAGAGCUAACUGAGAAGCUAACGGUCAGAGAAGUUUCCUGUUAGAGGAAAAGGGAAAAAGUGACUUCUCAUUGAGAACACUGGACACUUAUUGGACUCUGGGCUGUUUGGAGGCUUUUCCCCGAGGAACAAAAGCGAGUCUGACGAGAGAUAUUUCACUCAGCAAUAGUAGCCUCUGCUUACCCGUGAAGACUCAGCAGCGCCAUCCACGACCUCUGGCUUCUGCUCUCCCUGACUUCGACAUUUCACAGCAUCUUGUUCUCUUGGAAGGUUCUUGCUGAUCAAUCUGCCAGUGGCCAAGAGAGGAACUUCAUUAUUAACCUGAAGGAACCAAACACCAAAGACAUGAAAGAGGAAGAACCAGAACCUCAAGGAAUUAAAGAAGAACAGCUUGGACUCUGUAUCUUUCCAGAUGAAAAGCAACUUGUUAAGCAGGAGACAGAAACCUUUGUAGGGUUUUCUGCUUGUGACAAACUAUUUCAAGUUGAACCUGAACAGCAACAGAUGAACGUGACAAAGGAGGAACCAGAACCUGUAGAGAUUAAAGAGGAACAUGGGGAUCUCUGGAGUAAUGAGGAUGAGGAGCAGCUUGUAGUGAAGCAGGAGGCUGGCACCUUUAAGGUGACUCCUCUGGAUUUAAAAUAUGACACAAAUGAACCAGAAGAGAAAAUAAAGCAACUUGUCAAUGCAGACUCCCAUGAAGGUGAGAAGCAACAUCAGCAGGAUAAUAAUCACGAAGAGUCAGGAUCAAACACAGAUGAAGAGCUAAAGCGUAAAAAGAGAAGAGAGAAAACCAAAGAUCACAGUGAUGGUUCAAAACUAAAAAGACAUAAGACCAAUAAACCUUGUGAAUCAUGUGGUAAAUGUUUCACCAAGUGUAGAUGUUUGACUAAUCAAGUUGGAGAGAAUACAGGCCAGAAAUCUUUACCAUGUAUGGUUUGCGGAAAAAGGUUUCCCCAGUCAAAGUCUUUUAAAUAUCCACAUGAGAGCCCACACAGGGGAGAAGCCUUUCUCUUGUCCAACUUGUGCAAAAAAGUUUUCUCUUAAAGGUCACCUGAGUAAACACAUAAGAACUCAUACGGAUGAGAAGCCUUAUUCCUGUUCAACUUGUGCAAAAGGGUUUUCCCGUAAAGAUAACCUGAAUAUGCACUUACGAACUCACACAGGUGAGAAGCCUUUCUCCUGUCCAACAUGUGCAAAAGAGUUUUCCCAGAAAAGUAAUUUGAGUAAGCACAUAAGAACUCAUACAGGUGAGAAGCCGUACACUUGUGAAAUGUGUGAUAAAUCUUUCAGCGAUGGUAGUAGUUUGACUUGUCACAUGAGAACGCACACAGGUGAGAAGCCUUUUUCCUGUCCAACUUGUGCAAAAGGGUUUUCCCAGAUAGGUCACCUGAGUAUGCAUAUUAAAACUCAUACAGACGAGAACGUCUUCUCAUGUGUGAACUGUGAGAAACUGUUCCGCCACCACAGUAAUUUGAUGCGUCAUAUGAAAACGCACAUGGAUGAGAAACCACAUUGCUGUAAAGUCUGUGGUAAAGCUUUCCGCAAAAGAAGAAAUUUAAAUGUUCACAUUAGAACACACACAGGUGAGAAGCCUUACUCUUGUAAAGUCUGUGAAAAGUCUUUCAUUAAAGGUAGUAACUUGGCCGCUCAUAUCAGAACUCACACGGGCGAGAAGCCACAUUUAUGUAAAGUCUGUGGCAAAUCUUUCCGUAAAAGAAAUUAUUUACCUGUUCACAUGAGAACUCACACAGGUGAAAAGCCAUAUCAUUGUAAAGUGUGCGAUAAAUCUUUUACUUAUUGUAGUAAUAUGAAUAAACAUAUGAAAACUCAUAGGUGAGAAGCUGCAUGCUUCUAAAGCGUGUGCUAAGUCUUUCAGGAACAGUUGUCAUCUGGCUGAUCACAUGCUAACCUACAGGUGAGAAGCCUUUCCUGUGUCUGAUGUGUAGAAAAUGUUUCUUCAAGCAAAGCAAUCCAAGUGUCCACAUGAGAAUCCAUGGUGAUGAGAGGCCUCACUCUUCAGAUACAUAUUAAAAUCGACUGUUGUAAAUUAGCUAAACACAACAUACAGGUCAGUUUGGGGAGUGGUGGCCUAGUGGUUAGAGCACAGAGCUUCAGUCCCAGAGGUUCUGAGUUCAACUCCCAUAAGCUGCC